GGCUACGACAGCAACGCUUCACAGGGGUCACAGUCACAUCAAGCCAGCCAAGAACAGACAGCGGUAGGCCGUAUCCGAGAGACGACGCUCCAGGUCGCGUCAGCUGUUCACUCGCGAGGUCUCGGACGGCCUGAGCAUUCGGCUCAAUCUUGGCGCCUUUUGCUGUGUUCCGCGACCGAUCUCGUCUUCGCUGCUGCCUCGUAGGCCAACUCCUACGUCUCUAGAUCCACUUCGGCCUGUACUGGACAGCAGAAGACGCGAGAAGUGAGACGCCUUUCAUAAUUUCGGUCGAGAUCGUGGCAGUAUCUACACGAACCGUCCAGUCGCUUGGUUCUUCACCAUCUACUUAGCGAUCAGGUGCUGUCUAGUCGCACGGCAUUUCACACAGUCAGAGCGAUCUGCAGCUAGCCGACACUUCGAUACUGCCCUCUUUGCCUAGCGAGCGCACCAGCCGAAUCUCGUGACAUACGAGGUAUGCAGACCAUCAAAUGUGUCGUCGUUGGUGACGGUGCCGUCGGAAAGACAUGUCUCUUGAUCUCUUACACGACAAACAAAUUCCCGAGCGAAUACGUUCCCACCGUCUUUGACAAUUAUGCGGUCACAGUCAUGAUCGGCGAUGAUCCGUACACGCUCGGCCUAUUCGAUACUGCAGGUCAAGAGGACUACGAUCGACUUCGGCCACUAUCAUACCCGCAGACAGACGUCUUCCUCGUCUGUUUCUCCGUCACGUCGCCCUCCUCGUUCGAGAACGUCAGGGAAAAGUGGUUCGCAGAAGUACAUCACCACUGCCCCGGCGUCCCUUGCCUCAUCGUUGGUACUCAAGUCGAUCUGAGAGACGACCCAUCUGUGCUCGAGAAGUUGGCAAAGCAGCGUCAGCGUCCCGUCAGUGCAGAGGCAGGCGAACGACUCGCUCGCGAACUGGGCGCCGUCAAAUACGUCGAAUGCUCUGCGUUGACCCAGAAAGGUCUCAAGAACGUCUUUGACGAAGCCAUCGUGGCAGCCCUAGAACCGCCAGUGACAAAGAAGAAGAAAGGCUGCAAAGUCUUCUGAUUCUCACAACGCCCCCUUCCGCACGUUGCAUGGAUGAGAGGAGAUAUCAGCGAGCCAUCUGCCUAGGCAAGGCUUCUCGUAACGUUGUACAGUCAGCCGAGCAUCACAUUGUCUUCGUUUUCACCCACACGUCUUCACUUCGUCCAAACAUGCUGC
This is a messenger RNA of Mixia osmundae IAM 14324, 1206 nucleotides long. RefSeq lists its product as uncharacterized. The record is from RefSeq and is a predicted model, not a curated record. Gene Ontology annotation, molecular function: GTPase activity; GTP binding. Bases 475 to 1050 code for a protein of 191 amino acids. The transcript is spliced from 5 exons. NCBI's taxonomy places the organism in Eukaryota, Fungi, Basidiomycota, Mixiomycetes, Mixiales, Mixiaceae. Gene Ontology annotation, biological process: small GTPase-mediated signal transduction.